UCUGAAAAUUAACUUUAUCAAGUUGUUGUCCGCACAUUGUUAAGCAACACUUAGUUCUGCAGAACUAAGUGUGCCUUCAACUUUUAUUGAAGGCCAUGCCUUCAAUAAAAAAUUUGAACGUCGCAGAUGCCUUUGAUGUUCUGGAAGACGGGAUUCAACAGUUACAGACGGCAUGGAGUCAACACAUCCCCCUUGUAGUGAACAAAGAAGAACGCCGUACUCGCAGGGAAAAGUAUCUGGAAGAAUUGAUUCAACAGGACCCGCCCAAUGAUUUCCGGACGCUGAAUGUAAUGCCCAAUUGGGAGGAUGUCUGCAUGGAUUUUGAGCCUUUCCUCCGUCCGAAUAUUGUCAAGGGCAAGUAUCCAGACAUUGCGACCUAUCUGGACAUUCAAUUCCGCCUAUUACGCGAGGAUUUCUUUAAUCCAUUACGCGUUGGAUUACUGGCGUACAAAAGCCAGACGGAUAAGAAAUUUUCACGGAUACGAAAUCCGGAUAACAUUCGUCUUUACUAUGAAGUUCAAAUUCUGGAAUACCAUAUGCACGAAGAAUGUUAUACGAUUCAAUUCUCUAACGCCGGAUUAAGGAGAAUCGUCUGGGAGCACAGCAAACGGUUUCUUUACGGAUCGCUCCUUUGUCUGUCCUCAGAUAAUUUUAAGUCAUUCCACUUGUUCACGGUUUUGGACCGGAAUCCGAAACUUUUGGAAGAAGGCAAAAUAAAAGUCAAAUUUGAAGGCGGUACUUUAUCGGCAGCUCUCAAAAAGCAGAAGUUUGUCAUGGUGGAAUCAACAGUGUUCUCCGAAUCAUACCGAAGCACCCUAACAGCUUUACAACGGAUCAGUCCUACUAAUUUUCCGUUCGAAGACUACAUACUCGGCCGAAAUACUUCACCAGUAGUCCCUGAUUAUCUCAAUGCAAAGAAUGCUCUCUAUGAUUUGAGGUGUGUGAGUUCAUGCGUACGUCGUGCGUGCAUAUGUCGUGUGUGCGUACGUGCGUACUUACGACGGGUAACCGCGCGCGUUAUCUGUGGUGGUAAAGGAGGCAAUUCACAAGUGGCCGAGAUUAGUGAUGCUGAUGAUGGUUCCUCUAAUGAGCAAGCAGGCAAACUCCGUGCGCAAGAAGUUCCCAUCCUCGAACCAAGCUUGCGUCCUAAUGCGAAUGAGCUGGGACUGGAUCCUAGUCAGUGUACUGCAUUGUACGCAGCGUUGACGCAAAAAAUUUCUGUGAUUCAGGGACCACCAGGAACUGGGAAGACGUAUUUAGCUCUGAAAAUCGUCCAAACUUUACUGAAAAACAAACAGCACUGGAAUAACGGACAAUGUCCACUAUCAUCGCCUAUUUUGGUUAUUUGCUACACCAACCAUGCUCUAGACCAGUUUUUAGAGGGCAUAUCCAAAUUUACUCACAAGAUAGUGCGCAUUGGUAGUCAAAGCAAAUGUGCGGCCCUUGAGCCUUUCUCGUUAAUGGCCUGGAAGAAACAGCCAGGGCGAUAUUCACAUGGGGAUACAAGAAAAUGGAUUUUCGAAAUAAAUGACCAACUACGCGAGAUUGACAAGGAACGAGAUGUCCUCCGCGGUGUUAUGAUGGUGAUGCAUUCACGUGGACUGAUUCACGAAGAUUCACUGCUGUACAUGAAAAUCAUUCCAAAAUCUCUGCACAGUGCAUUCGAGGCUUUAAAGCAUUCAAUGGUGAGAUCCGGCAACAGAGAUUGGACAGCUUUGGGAUGUUGGCUCGGAAUUUACAGGAACGAAGACCUUCAACAGCUUUUCAACUGUUUUAGUAAAAAUAGUUCUGAAAAGCAUCAUGCUACAAAGAAUUUGCCUGUAGUUUCACCAACGGAGGAAAACGAAACAGCAGACGAUCAGUGGGAUAAGGCACUCAUUGAAGAAAUCCAAACUGAUCGUAAAGUAGAAGACGACGACCACUUGGCGUCUGUAAAAGCGAAGGCAGUCGAUAGACAUUCUAAGCCAGAAGAUGAAGCCCUUAAAAAAGUGUUUGUGAAGUUCAGCUACAAGUCCAGCGAAGACGAAACAUUGAUUAAGGAGUACAGAGAAUCUUUGGAAACUAUGGAAGGAGAAGAUGUAGCCUGGUAUGAAUUUCAUAUUCAAGAAUUGCAGAACAGAAUUUUGCUUCUGCGCCAGUUGCUCCAGACGGUUCCUACGCUAAAAGAGAAGCAACUUGAUGAGUGGUACACGAACGAUAUAAUGCGAAUCCCGUUGCACAUUCGUUGGAUGAUGUACAGUUCCUGGAAAGUCAAAGCUCUGGACAUUCAAGAAAAGCGAAUUACCAAACUUGAAGAGAGCUAUGUGAAACAUGCAACACAAUUAAAAGACGUUCGAACUCUGGAAUCGGCUGAGAUCUGCCAAAACGCUGAUAUUGUAGGUUUGACUGCAACAGGAGCAGCUAAACAGAGGGCCCUCCUAAACCAUCUCAAACCAAAAAUAGUUAUUGUCGAAGAAGCAGCGAAAGUUUUGGAAGCCCAUGUAGUUUGCGCAUUGUCAUCGUCGUGUCAGCAAUUAGUUCUCAUUGGAGACCAUCAGCAACUGAGACCACCGGUCACGGUCCAUCGUCUAGCCAAAGAUUUCUUUCUAGACGUUUCGCUGUUCGAAAGGCUGAUCAAGAAUGGGAUGGAGCCUUGCAUUUUGGGCGUUCAGCGUCGCAUGCGUCCCGAAAUAGCUCGUUUAAUUGUCCCUGCUAUUUACCCGACGUUGGAAAAUCAUUCUUCAGUUCUGAAUUAUCCCGCUAUACGAGGCUUGGCGUCAAAUAUUUUUUUCCUGACACAUUCCGAGCAAGAAAUAGGAGAUCAUGAAGGCAAAAGUCAUUUGAAUCCGUAUGAGGCGCAGCUUUCCCUGGCUCUGGCUCGACAUCUCAUUAUGCAGGGAUACGCGCCCAAGCAAAUUACAAUCCUCACUACGUAUUCCGGCCAACUUCUUCAUUUUUUCAAGAUACGCCGAGAACAACCAGCUGUUCAGUCUGUUCGCAUUUCUGUAGUGGAUAACUUCCAAGGUGAAGAGAAUGACAUCAUCAUCCUUUCCCUUGUGAGGAGCAAUGAGGAUGAAAACAUAGGAAUUCUUCGCAUCGAGAAUCGAAUUUGUGUGGCACUGUCAAGGGCUAAACAGGGAUUCUAUAUGAUUGGCAAUAUGCAAAAUUUGCAAGGGAAGAGCAAAUUGUGGAAUGGUAUUCGCAAAAUGCUUGAAACAAAUGGUCAACUAGGACCGGACUUCGAGUUGCAAUGCCGCAUUCACGACGUUAUAACAAAAGCGCGUAAAGUGGCAGAUUUUCCACCAGAAGGUGGAUGCAUGGAGAAUUGUGCUGUAACUAUGGGAUGUGGACAUGUUUGUCCCAGGAUUUGUCAUGUUAAUGAUCGGAAACACACCCAGUUCAAGUGCAAAGAAAACUGCACCCGUUUUUGCCCUGUCGGACAUCCAUGCCCAAAGAAAUGUUUCGCAGAUUGCAAUCCUUGUGUUGUGCGAGUGACAAAAAAACUUCCCUGCACACAUGAACAAAUCGUAUUGUGCUAUAAAGACCCAGCCAAAGAAUUUUGCCAGACACCUGUUUGGAAGAUUCUACCAGCUUGUGGCCAUGGAGUUGAUUUAUUGUGUGGAGCAUCUGUUUCCGAAGCUGUAUGUCCCGAACCUUGUGGAAUGACUCUCGAUUGUGACCAUAUUUGCCCACUUUCUUGCCACAAAAGGAGCUCUCAUGCAAACGUGAAGUGUCAAGAGCCUUGUCAACGUCAAUGUUCUGAUCAUCACCCAUGUACGAAGAUGUGCUUCGAAGAUUGCGGCAAAUGUCACGUCAAAAUGACGAAAACUUUGCCAUGCGGCCACGAGGCGGAAGUGGAAUGCAGCGAGCCGUUAGGGAACGUCAAUUGCAACGUAAGAGUCAUGAAAACUCUUACAGAGUGUGAACACACAAUUGAAAUUGAAUGCAGUAAAUCGACUGAUGGCUAUAAAUGUAAGAAGCCGUGUGAAAAAACAUUGUGUAUCGAUGGCCACCCAUGCAAAAAGCGCUGCUUUGAACCGUGCGGACGCUGUUCGGUCAGAAUGGAAAGGCAGCUUAAAUGCGGUCAUUCGGCGGUUGUGGAGUGUUAUGUGGAUCCUAUGACGGUUAGAUGUCGUAUCUUAAAAGAAGGAUGUCUGUUACCUCUGUGUGGGCAUCGAGUGGCCCUUCAUUGCGGGAAAGACCCGUAUCAAGCGGUUUGUCCUCUUCUUUGCAACGUACGGCUCGAAUGUGGUCAUAGUUGCACCUUGAGAUGCCACACUCGUAAGGACCCAGACCACCAGGAAUACCAAUGUAAGAAACAAUGCGGGAAGACGAAACAAGGCUGCAAAAUGAAUCACAAGUGCGGCAAGAAGUGCUUUGAGGACUGUGCCCCUUGCAACGAGAAAUGGAAACGAACUUUGCCGUGUGGGCAUUCGAUUUUUACCGAGUGUUAUCGCAACGACGAAGAUAUAUUUUGCCCGAAAAUGGUGACAAAGGUUAUCCCGGAAUGCGGACAUGAAGCGCAAUUAGAAUGUUCCACUGUACCAACUCGGCUUCUUUGCAAAGAAAUGUGUAAUUUGAUGUUGCCUUGCGGUCAUGCAUGCAAGAAAAAAUGUUGCAAACCGUGCAAUCAAGCCGACUGCAACGAACCGGUAACAACCUCGCGAUUGAAUAUAUGCGGUCACCACGUCACUUUGGAUUGCAAAAGCUUUCAUGCAGUUGACGGAAUCCCGACCGAAAUCCAAAUGCAGUCGCAUCUGAGAACCUGCUCGAAACCGUGUAAUGCCACGCUUGAUUGUAUGCAUCGCUGUAAGGGCACUUGUGGCGAAUGUUUCAAUGGAAGAGUUCAUCGCGCGUAUGAUUACAGGUGCGGCCGUUCUCUUGUCUGCGGACACAUCUGUGACGUCAACUGCAGUCUUACUUGCCCACCGUGUAGAAAGAUAUGUGAAUAUUCAUGCUCGCAUAGCAGGUGUCGACAUACGUGUAGCGAACCUUGUAGCGCUUGUCAGGAGCCAUGCGAAUGGAAGUGUGAGCAUCAAACGUGUGGAAAGAAAUGUGGGGAGCAGUGUGAUCGCACUAGAUGUGAUGAACCAUGCAAUAACAAGUUGCCGUGCGGUCAUUCCUGCAUAGGAUUAUGCGGUGAAAUUUGUCCACGGCUGUGUCGCGUUUGCGAUAAAGAUCAACUGACAGAUUUCAUUUUACUUGGUAAUGAAGAAAACGACGAUGCAAGAUUUAUUUUCUUACCGGAGUGUGAACACUGUAUCGAAGUGGAAGGCAUGGAUCACUGGAUGGCUACAGACGGAGGUGGUCAAAUUCAGCCAAAGUGUUGUCCUCGUUGUAAGACCACCGUUCGGAUCUGUAUGCGCUAUGGCAACAUCAUCAAAAGCACCUUCGAUGAUAUAUCAAAAGCGAAAAAGAAAAUUUUGCUGUUGAAAGGCAACCCCCAGGUGUUCUUCGAAAGGGCUGCCGCCCUAAUGGAGAAUUGCCGAAGUCUUUUCAAAAAGUGCCAACCGCUUAACAGUCCGAUCGUCAUGUUUGCUCAUGAAAGUUUUGGGGAUAUUUGGGCACAGUUAAGACCAAAGAUGAAAGGCAACGGAAAGAAAGUCAAACCGUCUAUUGGGUCCGACAUACGUUUUCGAAUCGAAGUCAAUCUGAGUGUUAUCGAGAGAGUGCUGGAAAUGAUGGCAAAAAUGGUUGGGAAGGUUAAUAACCCGCACGACUCCCGUAGACCAUUAAUGUCUACUCCUGCGCCCACGACAACCCAGUCGAUAUACAUGGCCCCGGAAUUACGUGAUGAAUUGCACGCUCUCAUUCAGAAAUUGCUACUUUCUCUGUUUGAGAGAUCCCGGAUUUCCGUAGAAGAACAUCGAACUGUCGAACGUGAAUUGGAGCGAUUGGAAUAUGUUCAAGCUUAUUUUGUUCUGAAAAGCUCUACACUCUUUCCAACCGUUGGGGUAACAUCCUCCGAAAACCAAGUCAUACAAAAACUUCUAAUGAACAACGUUCGAGUGCUGGAAGAUGGCGGAAAAAUUGAGAUAGAGUCUGCGUUGGAAAAAUUGGGAGCCAAACUGAAAACUGGUCUUGGAAUUAGCGACAAGGAGCGCAGAGAAAUUGUUUCGGCGAUUGGAUUGGCACAAGGACAUUGGUUUAAAUGUCCCAACGGCCAUAUUUAUGCCAUCGGAGAGUGUGGAGGAGCUAUGGAGGAAAGCAGAUGCAACGAAUGUAACGCUGUUAUAGGAGGACGGAGUCACCGAUUGCGCGACGGUAAUAGUUUUGCUGCGGAGAUGGAUAAUGCCACUCGCCCCGCUUAUCCAUUGUAAGCAUGAAUUCAUUUUCUUAUUUGCCUCCCUUUUUUAUCUCUUUUUUCUUUUCGUUUCAACUUCUUAAUUUGGAAACAAUUGCAUGUUCUAAGCAUGGGUUUAAAUUUAGAACGCAAGUAAUGAGGAAUAGCAAUUGCUUUUUUUUUUAUAAAACACUUUGGUUGUUGAAACUACCAAAUUAUUUUUUCUUCGUUAUCUUAAAACUAAUCGAUUUGAACUUCGACAGUUGCAAAAAAAAAAAAUGCAACUCCCGUAGUUAUUUUGCACUUCCAUCCUUUUUAAACAAUUAUCAGUAAAAAUUCGCUGAUGUCUUCCUAGUUCACUGCCAUCUCCUGUAACGAAAAGCUUUCUUUAAAAAACCUUGCUUUGCUACCACUUAGUUAAUCUAGUGUUGUGAUUCGUUAACUUAGAAAAGUUGUUUUAAAACGGGGAAAAAUGUAUUGCACGAUGAAAGAUGAAAUAACAUAGAUGUAACGACAA
Daphnia carinata is the source of this 6779-nucleotide messenger RNA. Its product is annotated as NFX1-type zinc finger-containing protein 1-like. Gene Ontology annotation, cellular component: nucleus; nuclear RNA-directed RNA polymerase complex. Lineage: Eukaryota; Metazoa; Arthropoda; Branchiopoda; Diplostraca; Daphniidae. Gene Ontology annotation, biological process: regulatory ncRNA-mediated heterochromatin formation. The transcript is spliced from 15 exons. The record is from RefSeq and is a predicted model, not a curated record. Bases 96 to 6299 code for a protein of 2067 amino acids. Gene Ontology annotation, molecular function: helicase activity; zinc ion binding.